Molecule: messenger RNA, 1074 nt
Organism: Anopheles darlingi
Lineage: Eukaryota; Metazoa; Arthropoda; Insecta; Diptera; Culicidae
Product: mucin-2-like
Exons: 1
Coding region: 1-1074 (357 amino acids)
Cellular component (GO): extracellular region
Molecular function (GO): chitin binding
Source: RefSeq, a predicted model, not a curated record
AUGGCACAGUGCAGGAAGUUUGCUUUGUUAACAAUUCUUCUUGGUUCGCAGCUUAUUCACUGUGUUCCUCUCAAUGGGCGUAACUUGAUCUGCCCGGAACUCGGAAACGAAGAUCUAGUGUUUCCUCACGAGUACGAGUGUCACCUGUACUAUCUGUGUUCGAGCGAGGGCGCAUAUCUGAUGCAGUGUUUGAACGGUUAUCAUUUCUCGGUCACAACUCGGAGAUGUGAAGCUCCGGAGAUUGCACAGUGUGAUCCAAACGUGCCGUUGGGAUCAGAUCCAACACUACCAACCACACCUCCAAUUACCGGACCAACGAGUGCUACUACUGAUACAACCGAUGGCACUACUCCAGCAAUUGACACCACAACAGUGAUGGGAGAAACUACCGCUGGUGUAACGGAUGAAGUAACGACAUUCACUCCACCGACUGCUCCAACGGGUACUCCUAUAAUACCGACGGCGCCAACAGGAACACCUCUUACAACAGAGCAUCAGACUACAACCAUUACGACCGAGGAUCCGGAAGUAACAUCUUCUCCUUCGGAACCAUCCUCACCAUCUGAUACGACUGAGGAAACGACAAUAGCCGCCACAACGGAUGAUCCGGAGGGAACAUCUCCUCCAUCGGAGCAAACCUCACCAUCUGAUACGACUGAGGAAACGACAAUAGCCGCCACAACGGAUGAUCCGGAAGUAACAUCUUCUCCAUCGGAACCAUCCUCAUCAUCUGAUACGACUGAAGAAACGACAAUAGCCGCCACAACGGAUGAUCCGGAAGUAACAUCUUCUCCAUCGGAGCAAACCUCAUCAUCUGAUACAACUGAAGAAACGACAAUAGCCGCCACAACGGAUGAUCCGGAAGUAACAUCUUCUCCAUCGGAACCAACCUCACCAUCUGAUACGACUGAAGAAACGACAAUAGACGCCACAACGGAUAAUCCGGAAGUAACACCUCCUCCAUCGGAGCAAACCUCAUCAUCUGAUACAACUGAGGAAACGACAAUUGCCGCCACAACGGAUAAUCCGGAAGUAACACCUCCUCCAUCGGAGCAAACCCCAUCAUCUAAUUAA